ACCAUAACUCUUCUUGAAGUGGAUGGCUCUAUUUAAUUGAAUAUAAAAUGUGAUAGUGCAUCUAUAAUGUCAAUGACAAAAUAAGAAUGUGAAGACUUUAAUUCAUUUACAUUUUCCUACAACAAUGAAACUAACUACGAGUUAAUCGAUUUUAGCUAAGAAGAAUGAUUCACAUGCUUUCACUUUUGCGGAUAAAUUUUCCGCAAUAUGACUGUGGGUGUGAUCAAAAGUAUUAGCACAAAUGGCGGUAAUUAUAUGGAUGGCUGUGGAUGUACUUCAAUACCACUGUUUGUGAACUCCGUCUCCGAGAGUUUUAUUAGCAAAGAACAGUGCAGAUUUUGUUUUAAAUGCGAACUUUUAUCUCCGCAUUUAGGUGAUCAUAAAAGUUCAUCGAAAACAUAGCCUAGGUUGGAUGUGAUAUUUCGAACAUUUUCUAUUUCCGGCUUUGUGUAAUAUCUAUAUUAUCUCCGUGCUUAUCGCAGAAUCCAUACGACUUGGUGUAUCAGCCAAAAGAUCCAUGGAAAUUGUAAAUGGCUGGGUUUAAAUCAAUUUACGACUAAGUAUUCGGAUUUAUAUAGUUUGUAUGUGUUUCUUGAUCUAUUAUUUUUAAUUUUAAUAUUACUUGCUUUGUGUAU
Messenger RNA from Spathaspora passalidarum NRRL Y-27907, 635 nucleotides. RefSeq lists its product as uncharacterized. The record is from RefSeq and is a predicted model, not a curated record. Bases 208 to 402 code for a protein of 64 amino acids. The transcript has a single exon. NCBI's taxonomy places the organism in Eukaryota, Fungi, Ascomycota, Pichiomycetes, Serinales, Debaryomycetaceae.